Etheostoma spectabile (orangethroat darter) is the source of this 1540-nucleotide messenger RNA. It is a transcript of the gene mlf2, whose product is annotated as myeloid leukemia factor 2. NCBI's taxonomy places the organism in Eukaryota, Metazoa, Chordata, Actinopteri, Perciformes, Percidae. The coding region runs from base 279 to 1025 and encodes 248 amino acids. The transcript is spliced from 8 exons. The record is from RefSeq and is a predicted model, not a curated record.
CCAUCUUUAUCGUAGUCUUGCUUCUCUUUGUCAGAGGUCUGACUUCCGUUUUCAUGUUUGGUCCAGGUUUCUGGAAUUUACUAUCUAGGGAGACUGAGCCAUCUCUCGCUUUCAUAAACAUCUGUUGUGAUUUAGUGUUUUCAAGACGGAGCUAAUAAAAGGUCCUCCAUUUCAGCCUGUUUAGAGUUUGGGUUCGUCAUUUUAUUCCACCCUUGAAAAACACGACUGUUUACCUAGCUAGCUGGCUAGCAUCAGCCAGCUGAGUUAAAUCACCUAGCAUGUUUCGGUUCUUGAAUGACGUUGAUGACGACCCCUACAUGAUGGAUCCAUUUGCUGCUCACAGGCAGCAGAUGAGGCUUAUGUUUGGACCAUUUGGCAUGGAUCCCUUUGCUCUCGCCCCCCAGAUACAACCGCCCCGAGCACCACGCAGACAGGCUGGUGCAUUGACCCCCUUUGGCAUGAUGGGAAUGGGUGGAGGGUUCAUGGAUAUGUUUGGCAUGAUGGGAGAAAUGAUGGGAAACGUGGAAAGAAUGUCCGGUUCACCGAACUGUCAGACGUUUUCCUCCUCAACAGUGAUCUCCUACUCCUCUUCAGACUCGGGGCCUCCUGAAGUUUAUCAGCAGACCAGUGCAACGAGAACAGGCCCUGGAGGGAUUCGUGAGACGCGACAGUCAAUGAGGGACAGCGAGAGCGGCCUUGAACGUCUUGCCAUCGGCCACCACAUCGGGGAACGUGGACAUGUAAUGGAGCGUUCACGAAAUCGUCGCACUGGAGACCGCGAGGAACGACAAGACUUCAUCAACCUUGAUGAGACUGAUGCUGCAGCAUUUGAUGAGGAGUGGAGGAGGGAGGCAGGAAGAUACGUUCCCCCGACUGCCCGGGCGCUGGACUACGGCCGAGAUCGACGGGGAGGCGGCCAGCAGCUGGCCCUCACUGCCCCUCCCAGCUCGACGAGCCCCCCAGGCCAUCGGCACGAGUCCCCCAGACACCGUCAACCCCACACCCGUCCACGUUACGACUGGUGAGAGGUGUCACCCUUGGGCGACCAGACAAGAGGAGUUGAGGGAAGAUUUCCCCGAUGCUGUGAACCACGCUGAAGACGGAAGUUGAUGAUCUUCACAACUGCCCGUUGUAAAUGUUUGAUAUGACUGGACUGUCUAUCCAUGAACAACAUACACACACACACACACACACUCAUGACAAAACCACACACGCUUGAUAGUUACAUUAACAGUUCUCCUUCUCCACUGUUACACCCGACACACUCGCAUACGCAUCCCGCACCCUUGUAAAAACAUGGGUAUAACUACACUCACUUUAUAUAUAUAUAUAUAUAUAUAUAUACUCAUUCUCAAAACUUGACAACUUGACUCGUGUUUUUGCCCACUGCACUUAAGUGCAACAGUAUACAGUACAUCUGCUGUACAGUCCAUUUUAUGUUUGUGAAGACACUAGUGUGUCAGUGAAUUGAAUUGUAUACUGUUAACUAAUUAAUCUAACUAAAUAAAAGUUCAUUAAACAUUGUUAGAUAAUUACAAAA